CAUCAUCGCAGCACUACGGUUUUCUGAUACAUCGAUAUAAAUCAUUUGAUUUGCAAAGUACGACAGGUUUAUGGAGUUCUUGGAUCGCUAACAUGUCACAAACAGGUUCAAAAGCGGACCACAUGAGCUACCGCAUUGGUCGUGGCGAACAAGGCGUCCUUACGUUUGAGCCCUACAGUGCCGAGAUUCUACCACUCUGGCGCUUCAAAACCCCUGCUAUUGCUCGCCAGAGUUCCAAAAAAAUAUAUGACAAGUUUUUUGAGUAUGAGAAACAAGACGACUUUGUGGGCAUGGAUAUGUGCCGGAAGUUCCUGCAGAUGGGUAUGACAAGGGCAAAGCGAUAUGCGAAUCAUGCGGGAGGAAGGAAAUAUGACAAGGAAACUGGAAAAGAGCUCGGGAGAAGCACCAACCAUGAGGGUGCCAAGGAAAAGCUGGAGGCUUCGAUGAUUUUCAGAGAGGUUUGGGAGAAGGCGAAAACGUAUGAGACAUACGUCGAGAAGAAAAAAAUAUUCCUCAAAGAGCAAAAAGAGUGGGAUAAGCAGCAGAAGAAAGAGGCGAAGGUGUGAACUUAGCAUGACCAGCGAAAAUUUGGUGGUGUAUAACGCGAACGAAGAAGAGUCAGAGCGUCGCUAUUGUUGUGCUGCCGCCUUAAGGAUCUGUGC
Molecule: messenger RNA, 662 nt
Organism: Paraphaeosphaeria sporulosa
Lineage: Eukaryota; Fungi; Ascomycota; Dothideomycetes; Pleosporales; Didymosphaeriaceae
Exons: 2
Coding region: 93-566 (157 amino acids)
Source: RefSeq, a predicted model, not a curated record